This is a messenger RNA of Cottoperca gobio, 2369 nucleotides long. It is a transcript of the gene lamp5, whose product is annotated as lysosomal associated membrane protein family member 5. The record is from RefSeq and is a predicted model, not a curated record. The transcript is spliced from 6 exons. NCBI's taxonomy places the organism in Eukaryota, Metazoa, Chordata, Actinopteri, Perciformes, Bovichtidae. Gene Ontology annotation, cellular component: lysosomal membrane; plasma membrane; late endosome membrane. Gene Ontology annotation, biological process: establishment of protein localization to organelle. The coding region runs from base 472 to 1305 and encodes 277 amino acids.
UGCUACCACAGAGAUGGAGACUACAGCAUUGCGGGAAUAACUGAGACUGCAUGCCGAGUCCUUUCUUACAAAGAGACACAUUCAGGUGACGAACUUUUUUCUUUUAAGAAGGAUCAUUAGUCCUGAUGUUAAUAAUGUAUAGAAGCAGCUCAGUGCUGCAGCGGUCACUGGGUUAAAACCCGUCAACCUUGGAGAGGGCGGUGGGCUUGGACGGCCAGAACUCCUCGAAGCCGGCUGCUUCUGCAGCGGAAACCGGAUCUCACGUCCAACCUGGAGACAUUUUUUGCUGCAUUCAGGAUGAUCUGAGCGUGACUACUGGGCGCUGAGUGGAGGCAUCCCUCCUCUCUCUCUCUCUUCCUUUCUUCCUCUCCCGCCUCCCCUCUCUGUCUUUCUUCCUCUUCUUGUCGUGGGUUCAGCACAGGCUGCCCAGUCAUUUAGCCCCUUUUUUCAGCGCUGGGGAAGCUGAUAGCGAUGGGACGACUCAGUUUCAGCACCACGGAGAGCGUCCGGCUUCUGCUGCUCGCUGUGUUCGGUGUGCUGGCGCUGUCCGUGGUGCUGGCGGAGCAGGAAGGGGAGAACCUCUCCGGUCUCUCCAACAACCCAGACAAAGCCAUCUUCGCUGUCCGGGAGAACGGCACGACAUGCCUGAUGGUGGAGUUCGCCGUGAGAUUCCUCGUGCCAUAUGACGUGCUCGCGCUCAAUGGGAUAGACCUGAUCACCGAGCAGGCGGUGUUCACUCUGCCCCGUGGUGCAGAAAUCGAGGGGAAAUGUGGGAGCACGGAGUCAGAGAUCCACAUAACCUGGAAUAACAACGCCUACACCCUCCGCAUCUACUUCUCUAAGGAGUUACGUGACAAGGACAUUGAGGUGUGGAAGAUUAGCAAGGUCCAGUUCGUCUAUGACACCUCGGAGACAUCGCAUUUCAUCAACGCGUACAACCCUGGGAAGCACACAGCCAACACCCACCGCCUGUCAGCCCUGGUGACCCCGGCUGGGCAAUCGUAUGUGUGUGCUGCACAGCAGACUCUCACCCUCAUCUCAAGCGACCACCAGAAGGGCGUCACCGUCACCAUGUAUGACGUCCAGAUCCAGCCCUUCGACAUCGCCUCUGACUUCAUGUUCAGUGAACCCUACAAGUGCAUCACUGACCAGCGGGAGCGCCUGGAGGAGACCCUCCCCAUCAUUCUGGGUUUCAUUUUGGCCCUCAUAAUCAUCAUCACGGUCACUGUCUACCACUUCCACCUGAAGCUGACAGCGACCCAGCCCCAGCUGCCCAGAGAUCGCUCCAUGUACAAGAACAUGUAGCCGCUCCCUCAGCUCUCUCCAAAGCUAACCUGAUGAAAGACUUGUCUCCUUGAUGUCCCAGGCCUAACACCACAGAGGAAAGUACCAUGCGAUGGACUGAACCCCUGACAGAGAAAUGUGUGUAGCCUGUACUGAAGGCCUACUGGAACUUCUGAACAGCUACAACACAAGUUAAUGGGACAGCUUGGGGUCUAGCAUGGACAUAGAUGCAGGGUAAACCCACCAAAACCUAAUUUACCCGGCUGAAUUAAAUCUUAACGCCAUAAAUUCAUUGUCUGUAUUACAGUGAUUAGAAUUUCAAUGAAAAUAAAACAUACAUUUCUGCUGAAUGUUUGCUGAAAAUGUUAUUAAUUUCUGAUCUGUGGUUGUUUGACAUCUGAAUAUCACCAACUUGAGGUUACAGUUUACAUAUAGUUUUCCUAUAACAUCACUGGGACAGUUUAUCACUUCAGCUAUUUUUAUCCAACUUCUCUUUGAAAGAAAUUUCCAGAGCUUCUGCUGUCAUUUGCCAACUGUUUGUUGUCUUUUCCUCUCUCUCUCUCUCUCUCUCUCUCUCUCUCUCUCUCUCUCUCUCUCUCUCACUCUCUCUCUCUCUCUGUCUGUCUCUCUCUCUGUCUCUCUCUCUCUGAAAUUGCUGCUAAAUAAUUUCAAUACCUAUUGUUGGUUCUGUAUUUGCUCGUCUUGAUAUUUCUUUUGAUCAAGAAUCUCUUGUUUUAUUUUUGAAUGCAGCCAUAGUGUUUCAAAGUGGACAAGUCUUGUAGUGUGUGCAGUGCAGUGGCAUUCAGAGUUGCAAUGUUUUUGCUUUGACUUCUCCACACCAAUGUAUGGAACAUAUCAAAAAAAAGGGAAGAAAUACAUAAACAUCUGACAGAAUUCUGUACUAAAUAGUGAAGAAUUUAUCAGAAUGCCAUAUGAGUGUGUUUGUGAAAAGAGAGGUUAUUAAAUAAAAAAUAAUAAUAUGUGUAUAAUAUUUUCAGAAUCAAAGUCUAUGCAUAAACCUCUGCUGAUGCAAUCUUGUGCAGUAUUCCUCUGUUCAUUGAAAUAAAUUGCUGGAAUCAUCUCUA